AUGUUUUCUAAUGCUAUCUCUCGGUCCACAGAAUUCGGAAACACCACGGAUAUUGAAAAAUCCCUGACUAUCAAUCAGAACCACCAAGCCACAACAGAAUGGAUCCCUCUGGCCAAUGGCUGUAUCUGCUGCAGUGUUAAAGACUCCGGAGUUGCAGCACUGGAGUCUCUCGUUGAGCGCCAGAAGGAUUUUGAUUACAUCUUGCUGGAGACUACAGGUGUUGCGGAUCCAGGGAAUAUUGCGACUAUGUUUUGGCUCGAUGAAGGGCUAGGAAGCAGUAUCUACCUUGACGGCAUCGUGACAGUAGUUGAUGCGAAAAACAUCCUCAAAAGCCUUGACGAACCUGCGCCAGAAGAGUUACCACAAGCUGAGUCCGACGGCCAUCACGACCACGGGUUCCCUCUGCUCACAACUGCUCAUCUCCAGAUCUCCCAUGCGGAUGUGAUAAUUCUCAAUAAGACAGAUCUUGUCUCACCAGCCCAGCUUUCAGUUGUUCAAGCUAGAAUAGCUUCUAUCAACAGCUUAGCGCGCAUAGUCACGACAAAACACUCUCGUGUCACGAACCUCAGUGGAACCAUCCUCGAUUUACAGGCAUACUCGACGUUCCCCUCCGGUUACAGCAUGUCCACCACCAGCGGUAACUCGAUACCCGACUUCGCCUCCAAGGGUCAUUCUCACCUAGACCCAACACUUUCCACGGCCACAUUUACCCUGCCUCCGUUUGAUCCGCAAAAGCUACACCUGCUCUCAGGCUGGUUGGAGACACUGCUCUGGGACGCGGAGGAGUCGCAGCUGGGAAAUGAGCGGAAAUACGAAAUUCAUAGAACAAAGGGGCUGAUCAGGUGUACAGAUGGAAGCACCAGAGUUGUACAGGGUGUGAGGGAAGUUUUUGAGAUCAUUAACUUGCCGAAGCCAGAAGCUGGUGUUACCAAAGACGAAGACGCGACUACAGAAACGGGCAAGAUCGUGUUCAUUGGGAGGAACCUGGAUUUGAUCACAGAAUUGAAGGUUGGUAAGGACGACAGCACUGCUUAA
This is a messenger RNA of Fonsecaea erecta, 1035 nucleotides long. RefSeq lists its product as hypothetical. Gene Ontology annotation, cellular component: cytoplasm. The record is from RefSeq and is a predicted model, not a curated record. The transcript has a single exon. The coding region runs from base 1 to 1035 and encodes 344 amino acids. NCBI's taxonomy places the organism in Eukaryota, Fungi, Ascomycota, Eurotiomycetes, Chaetothyriales, Herpotrichiellaceae.